Messenger RNA from Mycetomoellerius zeteki, 3492 nucleotides. It is a transcript of the gene neur, whose product is annotated as E3 ubiquitin-protein ligase neur. Bases 509 to 2647 code for a protein of 712 amino acids. The record is from RefSeq and is a predicted model, not a curated record. Gene Ontology annotation, molecular function: ubiquitin protein ligase activity. The transcript has 5 exons. Lineage: Eukaryota; Metazoa; Arthropoda; Insecta; Hymenoptera; Formicidae.
CGUCCCAGGGCGCUCGACGGAGCACGUAGGCGAGCUGCGAUCUACGUGCUGGAUCGCCCCAUUCGUCACCGUGACACGCGGUCUUGUUCGCAAGUCCCUUUUCUCUCUUUCUCUGUCUUGGGUUUGAGGUUUGCGCAGUGAUCGCGACGUCCACCCGUUAGACACAUCGCCGAAUAAACAACAAUCAGAACGGGAAAGGAUUACGGAGUCACGUUUGAUUUUCGUAUCUCGGUCGUUUUCUCCAUUAGAUUUUCUUCACGUUAACGUUUUCGUUUAGGGUAGUUUCACGACUUUGACGGCCGAGCGUAGUGUUGUGAAAGAGAAGCUGACAGAGUAAAUCUUGUCUUCGCGAUCAGUGUCCGAAAGUGCGAUCGUCAGUGAGAUCAUCGGAAUUAGAUCGUUCGUAUAUCGAUUUCGCGCCGUUUGCUCCCCUAUUUCCUGUCUUCAUCUACACACCUGUAGACACGGUUUUUCGCGUCUGAUUCGCGAGAGCAGUACGGCCACAUUUAUGGGGGUGUCCGGAGAGUGUGCGAUCAAGGGCAGCAAAAGCAGCCACCCCUGUCACUGCUGCGGCCACGUCGGUAGUUCCGGCGCGAGCGUGCAACAACCGCAGCCGCAGCCGCAGCAGCAGCAACAACAACAGCAAUCCUGCGAACCGUACUACCAUCACCACCAUCAGCAUCAUCAUCAUCACCAUCAUCAUCACCAUCACGGCAAGCACGCACCGCCAAGCGCGUCGCCGCAGCACAACAACAGCGGCGACAACAACAUCCUGGCACCGUUGCGCAGCAAGAUGAAAGUGCUCAAGAAGCUCAAGCGCAAGAUGGGUUUAGCUCCCAGAUCCUCGAACGCGGGUACCAACAAUUUGCCACCGUUGACGUUUCAUCACGUGCACGGUGACAACAUCAGGCUGUGCAAUGGCGGUACGAUCGCUCGAAGGCAUGAGAGCUUUUGCAAGGGUGUUACUUUUAGCGCCAGACCCGUGCGAGUAGGCGAGAAGGUCUGCGUGAAGUUCCUGGAGAUUUCCGACAAUUGGAGCGGCGUGAUUCGUUUCGGCUUUACCAGCAACGACCCGAUCAAUCUCCGAAGCGGUUUGCCAAGGUACGCGUGCCCAGAUUUGACGAAUAAGCCAGGUUAUUGGGCCAAAGCGCUCGCCGAGAGAUUUGCAGAGAGAGAUACAGUACUCUUCUAUUACGUUACGUCGGCUGGUGAUGUGCACUUUGGUGUCAAUGGCGAGGAGAAGGGUCUCUUCUUCAGCGGCGUCGAGACUCGGGGUCCGCUCUGGGCGAUCAUCGACGUCUAUGGUAACAGCACCGCGAUCGAAUUUGUCGAUCCGAAUCGCCAACACUUCAACAACAUACGUAGAGGUGCCGAGCACAGUAACGAGGACAAUGCGCAGCAUAGCAGGCACUCGGCCAUGGACGACGCCAGUAACGCCGGUCGGGAUGUCGAAAGAAUCAUCGUGCCGUCUAUGCAGAACAUGUCGAUUCAUCACGAACCUGACGUGGAACUACCCGGUCUUAGAUUUCAACCCCCUGGCGUCCUUUUCACGCCUCUGCCUUUCCACUCGACUCGGGGUAGGAACAUCCGCUUCAGCAACCAGCAGUGCGUGGCGACGCGCACGGACACGGAGUUCUGUCACGGCUACGCGUUCACGAGUCGGCCGUUGUUGUUGGGAGAGCGAUUGGUCGUGCAGAUUCUCUCUACGGAACCUAUGUAUGUUGGCGCUUUAGCCCUAGGCUUGACUUCGUGCGACCCGGCGCGGCUAACGGCAGAGGAUUUACCGGAUGAUAGCGACCUGCUGUUAGAUCGUCCUGAAUAUUGGGUGGUCUCCAAAGACGUGGCGUCGAGUCCGCAGCCGGGUGACGAAAUUGCCUUCACGGUCACGCAUUACGGCGAGGUGCAGAUGAGCAAGAAUGGUGGCGCGCCCAACGUUGUCAUGCACGUCGAUCAGAGCCUUCAAUUGUGGGCGUUCGUGGAUGCCUAUGGAAGCACUCAACGUGUCAGAAUGUUAGCCAGUAGACCGACCUCACCGCCCCGGCAACGUCCGAGCAAUCCUCAACUUUCGAAUCAUAGCAAUGCCGCCACGGAAUUGUCUAGAUUUUCCGAGAUGGUGCAGUUCAAACCGGCAGUGGGCGGCGGAACAGUACUCGUCGUGAAUCUACCGCCCCAAGCCGGUUACCCGACGCCACCACCACCCACGCCACAGCCGAUUUACGCUUCCGCGACACACAGGAAUUCAUCGACGCAACCGGUGCAUCUUUCGGCGGCAGCGACGGCGGCUGUGCCCGCGCCAGUCCCACAUCCUGGGUCCUCCAGGCAAUCCUCGCCACCGUUGACCGGAACAAUGGCCAGCACCGGCUCGUCGACGUAUGUCGACCCGGUGACCUACCAAAGCCUGGACGGCACCUUAACAUCGUCGCGCGCGACCUCGUCCCAUCUGCAUCAAUGGGGCGAGGGCCUGCAGCCGACGCUGAGCGAAUGCUCCAUCUGCUACGAGCGCAGCAUCGAUAGCGUGCUCUAUAUGUGUGGCCACAUGUGUAUGUGUUAUACCUGUGCGAUUCAACAAUGGCGUGGCAAGGGUGGCGGUCACUGCCCGCUUUGCCGGGCGCCAAUCCGCGACGUCAUCCGUAUUUAUCGUUCUUGAACAAUUCGGGAGUGACCGAAAGAGGGAGAGAGAAAGAGUGCGCGGACGUCUUCCUGGUUCUCAGCGCCGUUGUCGCCACCGCCACCGCGUCCAUCACCGUGCUUCCGUCGUCUUGGUUUCCUUCCGCGUCGAAUCCGUCGCGCUUCAUCGCCAUCGCGCUUCUCGCCCGCCGCCUCCAUGAUUACCGGAACAAACGAACACAAAAUCGAAGCGAAACUCGCCGCCUUCACACUGCCGUAUCCCUUUUUCUAUUGAAACGCGAGGCACGUUCCGGCAAGUAAAACAAGUAGAUAAACCAGGGAACGAGACUUUUCCCAUGGGAUCUUCUCGGGGACUGCGAAGCGCAAAGUUGCGCUGAAUCGAAUAUUUAACUCAGUUAAUUAAUAUUUAAGGCAGUUUGCGUCGUGUUAGCGUAAUCGCGUCGUUGUCAAUUAACACGUUAAUGGGUGGACCAUCGCAUCAUGCACAAAGAAAGCAGCGGUGCUUUAAAAAUCGCGAUCACUGCCACCAUUGUCGAUCGAGCGAGAACGCGUAGAUGAAUUGCCCCGGAUACGAACAACAGAAAGAGAGAAAGAGAGGGAGAGUGAGAGAGUGAGAGAGAGAAUGAGAGCGAUAAAAGGCUGUAAUGUUGGUUGAAUUUGCUUGUAUAUCGAUAUUCUGUCUGCUAAUUUGUAAAUGAGUGAAACGUGAAUGACUGCGAACUGUGUGAUUGUAUUAUCGACAAAAAGAGAUCGAUUCUAGAUAUUUUCACAUGCGAUAUAAUCGUCAUUAUACCAUUACCAGUUAUUACUACUGCUCUGAACUAUUGCUAUUCUACUACUACUAUUACUACUACUAUUUACUAC